Molecule: messenger RNA, 1404 nt
Organism: Physcomitrium patens
Lineage: Eukaryota; Viridiplantae; Streptophyta; Bryopsida; Funariales; Funariaceae
Biological process (GO): carbohydrate metabolic process
Molecular function (GO): phosphotransferase activity, alcohol group as acceptor; ATP binding
Source: RefSeq, a predicted model, not a curated record
AUAUAAGCUAAAGCGACGAAAAUCGAUUCUGAUUGGCUGUUGAGAGGGAACUUUGAUAACUCAGGGAACGCGAAGUGGUUGGCACGGGUUUCUGCUUGUGGUUGUGCCAAAAACCUGUUUCUGUAUCUCCAAGCUCGUAGUUUGCAGGUUGUUGUCUUCCCCUCAUUUUCUGCCGCCACUGCGAACAACGGCGCGAAGGUUAUAUACAAGUUGAAGGUGCAAUUGUCUCGAAACUAGACACACGGCUUCAAUGACAUUCGAUGGAAGGUUUCCUUUGAUGAGUGAGUGGCAUGCAGUUUCGACUGGGCCGUGGAUCUGUUCAGUGCGUGGAUUUUUACGAUCUUCGUUUCGAUACCUCGAUCUUGGUCAGAGACGCGGAUCGGUGUUUUUAAGUAUUCGAAUUAUUGGUUGUUUGGAUUUGGAUGUUUGUGUAUGUUUCAAAAUGUAUCAAAAUGUAUCAAAAAACAAUAUGCUAAGGUGUUGUUUUUGGCUGCUGUCGCGCGUUCUCGAUGGGACUCUUCGCGAAACCAAUGGUUUCAUGGCAAGCUCGGAAUCUUCCCAUUCGUCUUCCAACAACGCGCCCUACGCCGCAGCAGCAGCAACAAUUUAGUGGCCGACACCGUGGAAACACGAAAUGUAUCAUCUCGAUCAACAAGGAGGAAUACAUGAAGAUGAUGAUUGAAAAGGAUCAAAAAACCGAUUUGGCAGCAAGGAGGAUCGUGCACAAUGUUUGCGACAUUGUAAUCAUGCGCAGUGUAAGGUUGGCGGCAGCGGGAAUCGUGGGCAUUUUGAAUAAGAUUGGGGGCGAGGCUUUCAACUCGAUGGAUUCAAGGACAUUCACAAAUCUGCACUGGAACUCCCAAGUGCCUCAACAACUUGACACAUAACGAAUUGUGGUGGCCGUGGAUGGAGGGCUGCAUGAGCACUGCAUCAAAUACCGAGUUUAUAUGCGAGCUGCUGUGAAUGAUAAUAGCAUUUGUUGUAAUAUUUACAUCUACAAGGCAUUAGAAUGUAAGGAAAUUGUUUUCAUGAUGCUUGAUUACUGUUGUCUCACCUUAUUCUGUAUGUGCGUGGUUCGUCUCAGGUGGGCUGUCUACACGGCAUCACAAGUCUCUCUCACGACCCGACAAGUUCACACCUCAUUGCCUUAUGCACAUUAAUAUAGAGCUUUCAGAGUUCGGAGAUGCAUAGAGAUCAAAAACUAGAAGUAAGUAGAUGAAUAUAUAUGUAGCAUGUAGUUGAAAUAUAUAGGAUAUAUAAGUAAAUAAAUGAGCAUAUUUAUAGUGCAUCAUUAUAUAUAGGAUAUGAGCCAUUUUUCUUUGUGCUAAGUAAUCACCAUUGUUAUAAAACCAUUAUUGGUUAAACAUACCUUUUAUAAUAAAAUUAGAUUUCAUUCUAUUAUAA